Messenger RNA from Gigantopelta aegis, 5885 nucleotides. RefSeq names its product protein disulfide-isomerase A4-like. The record is from RefSeq and is a predicted model, not a curated record. Gene Ontology annotation, cellular component: cell surface; endoplasmic reticulum. Gene Ontology annotation, biological process: protein folding; response to endoplasmic reticulum stress. The transcript is spliced from 11 exons. Gene Ontology annotation, molecular function: protein disulfide isomerase activity. NCBI's taxonomy places the organism in Eukaryota, Metazoa, Mollusca, Gastropoda, Neomphalida, Peltospiridae. The coding region runs from base 39 to 1922 and encodes 627 amino acids.
UUGUAGCACAUGUAUGUCAAAUUUGAUCAGAGUGGAAAAUGAAGUUUUACGUGUUGCUUCUGUGUUUGCUUGUGUCAACACCAAUAAUUAAAUGUGCGGAUGAAGAAGAAGAUGAGGCACAAACCGAUGGGGAAACUGAGGAUGAAACUGAUAAAAACAAAGACGAAACUGACGACGUACUAGUUCUGACUGAAAAGAAUUUUGAGGAUGCUCUUAAAGAUCACGAUGUGAUUCUUGUUGAAUUUUAUGCACCUUGGUGUGGUCAUUGCAAGCACCUGGCACCGGAGUACGCGAAGGCUGCCACACAGUUGAAAGAUCUCACCCAUCCUGUAGCACUUGCAAAGGUGGAUGCUACUGUUGAAACUGAAUUGGCUCAGAGAUACGAUGUUUCAGGCUACCCCACAUUGAUGUGGUUUAAGAAAGGAACAAAGUACGAUUACGAUGGCCCAAGAGAGGAAACUGGGAUUGUGAAAUACAUGACAGAAAGAUCUGACCCGGAGUGGAAACCUCCCCCUGAAGCUGUCCUGACUUUAACCAAGGAGAACUUCGAAGACGUUGUCAACACAGAGGAACUCAUCCUUGUUGAGUUCUAUGCACCAUGGUGUGGUCACUGCAAGAAACUGGCCCCUCUGUACGAGAAAGCAGCUCAGCGUCUGAAGGAUUACGACCCACCGAUUCCUCUGGCAAAAAUAGACGCAACGGUAAACAGUGAGAUAGCUACAGAACACAUGGUCACUGGUUACCCGACGCUGAAGAUCUUCAGAAAGGGAAAAAGCUUCGAGUAUAAUGGUGAACGGGAUGAACAUGCCAUUGUGAACUACAUGAUAGAUCAGCAGGGUGACGCUGCCAAACUGCUGGCCACUGUUAAGGCGGUCAAGGAUUUCAUGCAGAAGGACGACAUCACUGUUAUGGGUUUCUUCAGCAAUCUUGGGGAUCCUCGACUCAGCGAAUACAAGGACACAGCUAAUGAUUUCCGUGAUGUACACAAAUUUGGAUACACACUUGACGAAGAUGCGAGAAACCUUUACAAAAUUAACCCUGGAUCUGUUGUUGUCUUCAAUGCAGAAAAGUUCUAUACUAAAUAUGAACCAAAGUGGCACAUUUUACAUCAGGGUAAAUUAACACGAGAAGACAUGGUAACUUUUAUCAAGAAACACCAAGUUCCACUAGUAGGUCAUUAUGAAAGAGAGACCGAAAAGCUUUACGAUGACUUGAGACCAUUAUGUCUGGUUUUCUACACAGUCGACUGGAGUUUUGAAUACAGAACAGCAACUCAGCUCUGGAGACAAAAGAUUGCUGCAAUUGCCAAGGAUUACAAGAACAUAACGUUUGCAAUCGCUAAUGAGGAUGACUACCAGUUAAUGUUGAAGGAGUUCGGUUUUGACGAUUCUGGGGAGGAAAUGAACAUCGGAAUUCUGGGAAAGGAUGGCAAAAAGUUCCCGAUGGAACUAAUGGAGGAGUUUGAUCCAGAUGAGAUCACAGACUUCCUUAACGCGUUUCAGAAAGGAAAAAUAAAACCACAAAUCAAGUCACAGCCAGUUCCUAAGAAACAGACUGGUCCAGUGACGGUGGUGGUAGGAAAAACAUUUGAAGAGAUUGUCAACAACCCAUCGAAAGAUGUACUCAUUGAGAUGUAUGCACCUUGGUGCGGCCACUGUAAACAAUUAGAACCGGUGUACAAAGAAUUAGCAAAGAAAUACAAAACAGAGAAAAAUCUAAUUAUAGCAAAACUUGACGCAACAGCUAACGAUGUACCCGAGUUGUUUAAAGCUGAGGGCUUUCCAACUAUCUAUUUUUCAGCAGCAUGUGACAAAACAAAACCUAAGAAGUUUGGGGGUGCCAGAGAGUUAAAAGAUUUUGUUACGUUUUUGGAAGAAAAUGCUUGUGUUUCAUUAGGUAAAAACUACAAAGAUGAAUUGUAGAUUGUUGUUUUAGUCUAUCAUCAUUUAAGACAUGACGAAAAGAGUGUACAAGUGGUCAUAUCAUCUUGAAUCUAAUUUGUUUUAUUUUGUAGUCUUCAAGACUUAGCCUCAGUAGUGUAAAAGUAGUCAUUUCAUCUUCAAUUUAUUGACAUUUAAAGAUUUUUUUUGCAUAGUCUCUUGGGCAACAUGUGACUUAAAAUGUUGUAAGUGAUAAUUCUGUCAGUCAUGUGGUAUACAGGGUUUUGUGGUUUUUAAGCUACAUUACAAUUGUUAUCAUUUAUACCACUCCAUUAAUUUUGUCAGUUUGAUGUAUGACUCAUAUUAGAUAUUCACAAGUUCCUGUAUGGUAACUAGUGAAACAAUCUACCAAGUUUAUUUCAGUCUUGUUUUAUUGUGGCUGCUUGUCAUGGGGCAGAGUUAUGAUCUGUUUUAGUCUAUGAAAAAAACUAUUAUUGCUCAUUGUAGUCUGUACAUAAUAGAGAAAAUAUUAUAUUUUUGUUGACAUGGCAACAACAAUUGUUAUAUCACUGUUCUCUGUACUAACUGGGAGCCCCCUCCCCCCACCCCUGCACAAUUUGCUGCACAUGUGCCUGUAUAUGCACUUUUUGAGGAGACAUUUUUGUGAUUUAAGUCCCAUCAAGUACUUCACAGCAUUAAAAAGGUGCUUACCUGAAGAUUGUUCCAGUGUGCAAACGUGUAAGAUCUAUAUUUUGACACUUGGAUAACACACACCUCUGAGUCUUGUACAAAUCUCAAAAGUUUUCAUUGAAAAGAUUUCAAGAUUUAAACGGUGUUUGCUGGAAUAAUAAUAAUUUAUCAUAUCUACAUAUUAUUGCUUGUUUUUUGCUAAGGAAGGAACAAUCUUGACAUUUUCAAAAACGAAAAUCCCCCCGAAAAGUAUCCAUGUACAGAAACACAUCUGCUAUGUAUUAUUGGUGUGGUAGAUGCCAUUUUAGUUGCUAAGGAAGGAUUCUUGUGGCAUUUUAAAAUAUAUGAAUUAUGCAUGCCCUAUAACCUACACAUAGAAUUGACCAUUUUGUUGAUUACUUUUGCUUUGAAAUUUUAUUGCAUCAUUUGUUCAGAGAAGGAAAUAUCUUAGUGGUUUAUAAAUGGCAACAAUGAACUAGGCAUACUUAGAAAUAUGUUUGUUUUGGCCAUUAAAUUCCAUAAUGUUCCAUAUACUAAGCAACACUUUUGUUGUGUUAACGUUAUGGUCACCUGGCUGCAGGUUUUAGGAGCUGUCUUAGUGCUACAAUACUGUAAAACCGUCGCAGGCUAUAACUUCAAUACUGACACAUGUGCUAAGAUAUCUUCAAAAAUCUGGGCCCAGGUUUAUAAAAAUUAUCAAACAUGCACAUGUUUUGGGAAGUUCUCUGGCGAAGUCUGAGGUGGUGUCCACGACAGGUAUGCUUGAAUAAGUUUUCUGAUGGAAGUCUGAAAACUUGCCCAUACCUAUAGUAGUAGACUAUACCCAAAACAUGCUUCUGAUUGUUUAUAAUAACCAACAAUCAUAAUACUUUACAUUUAUAUUUAUUGAUUUGUUCUUUCUUUUACCAUCCCUGUAUUAAUGUAGUUUGGGACUUGGAGAUACACACAGACAAUCAUGCACACUUUGUUACAGGGCCAGAACAUUGGUAGUGGCUAAAAGUGUACAGUAACCAUAUCACAGGCACAGUAAAAUUAUCAUGUUAUCAAGUGUGUAUGGGCUUGGCCAGCUGAUAAUAUUUAGUGAAACAACACUCCAUUUGACAGUAGAUGUGGAGGAAAACCUCAACCAAUCAAUAAAUACAGUGUGCUUAAUUCAAUGUGGUCUCCAAGAAGACGUAUGUAUUCCACUCGUGUUACUGAAACUGUUGAAACAUUACCAUUGUAAUAUGUUUUUAACGUGUAUUAAUUCAGUAAUUUUAUUUCUCAACCUGUUUUGGGAUUGAUUGAUGUUUUUCAAUUUGUAUAAUGCUUGCCCUCUUUUUUUUUCUUUUUUUUUUGGAGGAGGGUUGGGUGCAUUGUUAUUUGGGUAACUAUUCAAUCUCUUCAUAUAUUAUUACAGUGAUUGAAUGCAUAUAACUUGUAUUUAAUAACAAAAAUACAAACAGAAAUAAAUAAAAGAAGUACUUAUCAUAUUCAGUUAAAGUCAGGGUAAUUGCAGUAGGUAACAAAACUAAAGUUGUCUGUCAUUUGCUCAUCCCAUAAUCAUCCUCCCCAUACAGUGUUUCUGCCAGAAAGAAAUUUUAGGUUAUAGCUCUAUGGAAUUGAAUGCAACCACAGUCAACAGGGGUUAUGGGGGGCCUCCCCUAGAAAGAAAAUGGGUUACGUUUAGGGUUAGGGUUAAAAGCAUACAGUAAUGAUAAGAAUAAUUAAUUUUGCCAAAAAGUUGGGUAUGGCACCAUACCUGUUUUACCCUCUGGCAGAAACCUGCCCUAAAGUGUUAGUAUUUUUGAACCACCUCUUUAAUUUACUGAAUGUAUUCAUAUAUGGGGAGAUGUACAUGUUGUCAAGUAGUCCCCCUUCGUUAGUGAGUUAGGUAUUAUGGAAAUGUUAAUUAAAAUAUGUAAUAUGAAAUUGUCUAAUGUUGAUUGUAUAUAUCUUCUCUGUGCAGAUUUAUUGCCACAUUUAUUUGCCUUUAGUAUAAUAUUAUUGUUUGUUAGACACCAAAUAAAACUUAAUUUUCAAACUAAUGAUAUUAUGUGCUUGGUGUAUUACUAAUAAAAUGUUAUUUUACCAUUUACUAAGUACUUGUAGUUAACCCCAUAUAACUUAAAUAUAUUGUUGCUUCUGUUCCUUAUUUAUUAUACCAAAUAUCAAGGUGUGGUAAUACCUGUCUGUAGACAAGAGCACUGAAAAAGGUGAUACAGGUUGCAUUCAUUAGAUUGUGCAGUUAUUGGUUGAGGUAUGCAACAGCCGGUUCAAUAUAAUUUUUUCUCUCUUUAAGUAAGAUAUUACGUCAUACGACUUUAAAGAAUGUUACUUGGUGCAGUUUUUAAUAUAUGUAUUUGUUAAAUAGCAUAUUAUCAUGUAUUUGUUAGUUCUGAAGCAUUGUAUGUAAUUAUGUAACUGCAAGAGUUACAUAGCUAUUUUGUUCUAUGGUAUACUGUAUCGUAGACCCAUUAACACAAGUCUACUGAUAUAGUGCAUAUGUACAGUACUUUUUCCAUAUGUAAGUUUCUGCACACUGGCAUUCAGUGCAUGGGGGAAAAGGUCGAUCAAUGAGCAAUUGUUUUGCACAGAAUUUUCAGUGUGAUCAUGUCAUAAUGUAUAGUGUUUACUGGCAGCUUAAAAAUACACUUGGACGAUGUCAAAUUUUGUAUAGUAAUCUGCUUGUGAAAAUGCAGAUAUGCGUUUGCAAAAGGGUUUUAAUGCAUAUAGAAGUGUUCUUUGUUUAUAUCUUUAAAAAAAAUGCUGAAUUGUUAAAAUUGAACAGGAUUGUUGCAAUGAAACAUUUGGGUUUUUUCUUUCUUUCUUUUAAAGACUCAAUUUGAACUAUUAUUAUAAUUUCUGCUCAAGCUUGUUUAGAAAAGAAAACUAUUAUUACCUUUUACAAAGUUCAUUUAAAAGAAUACAGGAGUUGUUUUGGGGAUGGCUUGGUUUUUUUGUGGAUGUGUUUUUUCCAGUUUGUUUAACCUGUUGUAUGUAGAUUUUGUAUUAUAAGAGUUAAAUUUUAUCUAACAAAGUUUGUGCUUGCAUAGAACUGGGGACAUGGCAUUUAUAGAUUUAGAUAUAUAGAUGUUUUAAUGUACAUUUUAGAUUUGUACUAUGUAGUACAAUUAUACGAAAUGGUAAGCAUGCAGCAUAUUUAAAUUUUAGUAUUAACUGAUGUGCAUGUGCAAUUUCUUUUAUGAUGGCGUUAGCAAAGAUCACCAGGUAAGCAUUUUAGGUCUUGAAAGCAUUCCAUUUAUAUUUACAUCAGACAUGGGUGAUGUGAGAAAAAGACCAAAUAAAACUGUAAAUAAAAUGUUUUAUUAUUGA